AUGAAAACAGGCUCACAUGUCGCUGCUGCUCGACUUGGCUUAUUGUUAAUACUACUAACAAUCAACUUGUGUCGUGCAUCGUAUGUUACACAUCCCAAUAUCAACUUUGAUCCUCUUGGAAAACUGGGCAUCUCUGGAUCUUACAAUGGCAUUUCAUUGUACACCGACACCGAACAACUGACACAGAUACCAUCAUCCACAUCCUCUGUUGUGGCCCUCUCCAACGACAUAUUGAAGCUCAUUGCAUCCUCCAAUGUCAAUGGCAUCAUUUUCGAUGCUUGUAUUCUAUCAAAUACACUCUACAUUGCCGGUAACUUCUCGACCCUGAAAGGACACAGCGUCAACAACAUUGCAUCGAUUGAUUUAUCAAACAACCAAAUCAAGCCACUGAAAUAUGGUCUCGAUGGGCCUGUUUAUAGUGUGUACUGCGAUGCCACACAAAAUCAAGUGUACGUGGGCGGUGCAUUCAUUGCACCAGUGGAUACGUCCAUGAUCAAGUAUUCAGAUUCGCUCUCCCAAUUUGGAGGCGGUGUUGCCAUUUGGAAGAAUCAGCAAUGGAGCGGAUUACCUUGGAAAGGAGUCAAUGGACCUGUUUACUCGAUAGCAAAAACCAGCACAUCCAUUUUAUUCGCUGGCCAAUUCAAUGCCUCUACAGAUGGACAGCCCUACCAUGCACCUGCCACUCAACCCAUCAGUUUAUCAUCUUCUGGUGUGAGUGCGACCAACACAGCUUCCAAUUCUGCCGCACCUGGCUCCAUUAUUUGUGCAGAUGCAGCCAAUACCAAGCCUUGGAUUUUAUCAGAUGGCAUCAAUGGCACAUGGCAAACAACAUUUCUUGAUUACAGUGUCAAUCCAGUCUUGAUUCGAAUUUCAAAUUCAAGGUUGGAAAAUCAUCAAACAAAUCAAUUUUCUAUUCGAUCCUUGGUAGAUGCCACCAUAUACCAACUUUCCUAUUUGGAUCCAGAUACCAACCUUACAAAAACCUGUUCAACCAACUGCUCACUUUCAAAGAACACCAACGUGUUAUAUCAGGAUUUUAGAAUCACCAACAUUUCAUUGACAAACGGCAUUGCUAUCGAUAUUCAUUCUUGGUAUGGUGUGGGUGGCGGACUAGCCUCUGUCAAAGUGUUUCAGUCAGAAAUAUUCGCUUAUGCCGUCGAUGCUUCGGCCUCCAACAUGUGUGCUUCCACCUCAUCGACAACAAACAACAACAGCACAACACUACCUAGAAUAUCGUCUGUAGGCGGUUGGACAGUCUCCAACACGAGUAUACCCUAUUUAACAAUGCCAGUGACCAAAUCCGAUCUCUUGUCUCCCCCUUCAGUGACAUUUUACCCCAAUCUAGCAGAGUCUGGCUUGUAUGAAGUACUGCUCUACUCACCCGCAUGUUCAGGCAGUGAAUGCUCAAAACGCACAGAUGUCGAUGUCUUUAUAUCUACAUCUGCAUCGCAAACAUCCAAUAUCACACUUGCACCUUCCAGCGCGACGAGUCAGUCCAUUUUUUCUGGCUAUUUUGACGUCUCUGCCAAUUUUACGCCUAGUAUCAAGGUGGCAUUAGCUAAAAAUGCAUCCUUUUCGGGUAGCCCUACCAUGACAUUGGUGGCUCAUGCUGUGCAGUUCAUCAAGAAUCCCUCUGUCGAUGUCUUGUCCAGCGUUAUUCAGUACAACACCUCACAAAACACUGUUACGGCAACCUCCAUUCCAUGGGGGAAAUUAGCAGACAAUAUUCCUAGCCACUCUACUAUCAAAAGCAUGGAUGUAUUCAAUGACAGUAUCUACAUGGCUGGCAAUUUCAGCGGGACCGAUAAAUCCAACAACAAGUACAGCAAUAUUGUACAAUACGAUGCCAGUGCUCGGCAGCUGAAAGCCUUGCCCAACCAAGGACUCAACGGUCCUGUCGAAUCGAUUGUCUGCACAGAUACCGAGCUGUACGUGGGUGGAUCAUUCUCCAUGUUGUCUGGCAAUACUACAGUUGUCGAUUAUUUAGCCAAUGUUGCACGAUACAAUAUGCAAACAGGCACUUGGAGCGCGCUUCAUGCAGGUGUUGAUGGUCCUGUUAUGGCAGUGAAUUGGUCUAAAGACAAGCAAUCUAUUAUAGCGUCUGGUGCAUUCUCACAGCUCUUGCAAACGAGCCAAGAUGCUUCUGGUAUGGGUACAGCGGCCGGAACAGCGCUCUGGAAUACGCAGUUGCAGCAAUGGACAGCCUCCAAAGACACACCGUACAUGUCGGGUGUGGUCUAUGCCACUAUCCAUCACAACAACAACGACUAUUACAUGGGCAACCUCAAGAGUGUGCAACGCUAUCCAUUCAACGGCAUGUCAUUCAUUUCAAACGACAAUACCAUCUCAUCGCCCUUUGAUACUGUGCGUCCUGAAGGUACCAUUAGUGCUGGUGUGCUUUACAAUAGUGUUACACCCAAUCUCACUAAAAGAGAUGCUAGUAACAGUAGCAACAACGGAUCAACUACUAGCACUAUUUUUGGCGGUCAAUUUACAUUACCAGGCCAGCAAGCCAUUCAGAACAUCGCCAUCUACGACAACGGCGCCUGGAGUGGUGUUGCGGGUGCAGACUGGCAGGGCACUGUGCACUCCAUGGCUGUCUACCAUGAUUUGCUCUAUGUUGGUGGCCGUUUCUCUGGUCCUAGCAGCCAUGAUUUAGCAGUAUUUGAUUUGACCAAGAAAUCGCUCUCAUUAACGCCUGAUGUCAAGACGAGUGAUGGAUCGCCUGCCUCUGUCAACAUUGUGCGCCACAUUCCUCCCCGAAACACCAUCGUGAUUGGUGGUAAUUUCACUUCGGUUGGAUCCUUGUCAUGUGCUUGCAUCUGCUCUCUUGAUAUCGAUAGCUUGCAAUGGAGCUCGCUAGGGUCUGGUCUUGAAGGCGAGGUCCAGGAUGUGCAAUGGAUCAAUGGCAAGCUAGUUGCUACAGGCAACAUCAGUCUCAAUCAUUCUCCACUCACCAUUGCAGAGUACGAUUAUGACAAGAACACUUGGGGUCCCUUUGGUACAGCCAAUCUUCCCGGUCCCUCAUUUACCUUGUCGUAUGAUAACAACACGCAGCAUGUCUAUGUGUCUGGACAAACCAACGAUGCUUCGGCCUCUGCUUACAUUCGAGUGUGGGAUGGCCAGCAAUUCAUGACGCCGAAGACUGAAUUGGGCCCUGGUAGCUCCAUCACUGGUUUGUCUAUGUUGCCUAUGACCACCACCAAUGCCUCCAGUCAAAACGCCUUGCUUGUCUCUGGCUUUAUCAACUUGGGCAUGCUUGGAAACGUCAGUGCAGCCUUCUUUGAUGGAGACAAUUGGUCGCCUUACUUGGUCACUUCCAGUGCUAAUGGUGAUACGUCUAGUUCUGCAUUGAACAGUGUCUUUUACUUGGAGCAAAUGCCCUUCAUUGCACCCUCUAAAAACAAGGGCAGUAUGCCCACACCCUUGAUCAUUCUGGUCUCCAUUGCUAUUUCCCUGGGUAUCGUCUUUUUGAUCGUCUUGUGCUCCAUGUUCUGUGUCUAUAUUAAGCGAAAGAGAGAUACCAAGAUCAAUCCACAAUCCAUUCCUGGCGCGUAUUACGGCAAACCACCUCGCACGCCUGAAUCGCUUUUAGCUGUCUUGAAAGCAGCUGCUGCACCAGAAGGCGACGAUCAUGAUGGGGAUGAGAAAGAAGACAGUCGACGCUACUUGCAACAACCCGAGAAUCAACAGCUGUACAACAUGUCGAGGUCCAUCAGUCAAGAGCAUUUGCAUGAACAGUCCCUGACGCCGUUCAACCCAACGGUGGCUGGUGGUGUGGCUGCAAUGACGACAGCAAGGGCUGCUCCUGUGCCUCCCACAGCACAUUCUCGAUCCUACUCUCAACAGCAACAGCAAUACAACAACAUGUUUGGAAACACUACUGUUGUCAACCAUAAUCAGGAGCAACAAGGCGUGAGUAAAGGUGCUGCCGCUACCGCUGCAGGUGUUAGUAUGGCAGGAGCUGCUGUAGCUACUGUUGCUUCCAAUGGAUCCAAUCAUCACGAUGCCGCUCGUCCAGAAUCUUAUGCUAGACCUUAUAGUGAGAUUCAAAGAGAUUCCAACACAGAUUCCUUUUACAACAACGAGUACACAAAUACAAGAGAGAUGUCUGAAAUUCCUAGCCGUUAUAGUCCUUUCAAUCCAUUCAGGAACUCUGAAAUUGGUGUUGCUAUAGCUGGAGGCGCUACUGUUGCUGCUACUACUGGAGCCAACAAGAAUGAGACAAACGCAUUCACUGAACAACAGCAUCAACCACAACAACAGCCUCAAGCUGUCACGUAUAGCAACAUUGCACCACCAGAAACAUCCAGUAUGGCUGCAACGCCGUUACCUGAAACUGUGCGUUGGACAAAUGCUUCACCUGCUGCUGCUGCUGCCAUGAGCUCUGCUGUCGUAAAGCCUAUUUCUCUUGUAGGCACUUCGGAUGGAUCCUCUUCUCUUGUAGACCCUGUGUAUGGACCUGGUGCCUCUGCUGAUAAGGUAGAUAAAGUAAGAUGGACAAAUGCACCCAGUAGUCAACACGCUCUGUCCUCUGCCGUUGUUACCCCCAUGGUGCCUUCACUGGAGAACCGUUCUGUAGACAAUCCAUCCACGCAGAACAGCUAUCUCAGUCCUCGUGCUGCUGCGCCUGUGCCUAAAUCCACCGAUACCUUCAAUCAGGCAUCAACCUCCUCCUCCCCUUCCAACAAUGUGAGAUGGACGAAUUUCAAUACAGAUGAAGCAGUCGGCGUGGCCACUAUUAGCCCUGUAUCCAGUGAAGUUGUCAAUAAUACAUUGUAUCCUUCUGAAAAGUCAUCUGCCUUGAGUAAUCCCAGUAUCUCCAAUACCAUUCAAUCAGGGGAAGCCUUUUCCAGCGAUCCUGACAUCGUCCGCUGGACUACAGCACCUUCUGCCGACAAGAACAAGGCUACAGCUACUAUUGCGCCAGUAGAGCCAAGUGAAAGCCAUGCUUUCAACUCGAUUGGAAAGAGUCAGCCCUACAAAGCAUCUCUCUCAUCUUUGGCUUACCCUUACAAUGCAGCUACACCAGCCACAGUGGACUCAUCAAGAAGCCUGGAGGUGUCCGGUGCUGCUGCUGCUGCUGGAUACACAGCGCAUCACCACUCUAAAAAUGAUUCUACCUCGUCUGCAGACAGAGUGAUCAAUACCAACGCCUUCCGACUGUCUGAUGCUGGCUCCUUGGCUCCCAUUGAUACAUCCAAUUUGGGCUAUGCGUUCAACAAAGAUACCGGUCGUCAAGAGCCACUGAGCCCUGAUUCAGCCGUGCGUUGGAAGACGGCUAAUGUUGGAUCUCCCAUUGAAACUGUCCAUGUGCCUCACAUCUUGGAACCUGCUUCUGCUUUGGUCACUCGCAGAUCCGCUAAUCCAGAAGAUGGAGAAAAAGACGAAAAGGAUGUUGCAUUGGAAAACUACUACAACAAUCCGCAGUCGGCGGCACCUGUGAAGAAGAGCAACAAAUACAAACCUGUCGUCAAUGAGUCGCGUUAUGUGCCUACUGUCUCCACGAAUAGCAACGCAGAGAUGAAUGAGCCAAUCGGCCGUAAAUCAGAAGCGAUUGAUGAUUUGAUUGCAAGUCGAGAUUUGAAUGCAUUGAGUGUACUGAUUGAUGAAGAGGUACCUACUGCGACUACUUGGACGCUGCCAGAACAAAAGCAAGAGGAGCCACCUGUGCCUCAAUUAAUGGCAGUGCCUACACCCUCUCGCUCCACACCUUCACCUUCAGGCGUCAACGCGAUUGACGGAAGAGCAGCCUCUAAACGCAUGGUUGAAGAAUACCUGACAUCCAAAAAGACACCUGCAACAACAGAUGAUAGCAAGAAACAUAAGUACAAGAGCGAUUUCACGUCUGUCAUGGAAGCAGCCAUCAAGAACAAUGCUGAUUCUCCUGUCGCUACAGAAGAGAAACCACACUUGUAUUACGCCAAAUUUGAUUUCAGUGCUCGAGAGCACGGUGAACUUGGUUUUGAAAAAGCAGAUCCUAUUAUCGUCGUGGAUUCCAGUGAUGAUAUUUGGUGGAUGGGUUACAAAGCAGACAAAUCUGACGGCUCUUUUAUUCAAGGUGUAUUCCCUAGUAAUUAUGUCGAAAUUGCAGUUGCUAUUCGAUAA
Mucor velutinosus is the source of this 6108-nucleotide messenger RNA. RefSeq lists its product as uncharacterized. The transcript has 8 exons. Gene Ontology annotation, cellular component: plasma membrane of growing cell tip. Lineage: Eukaryota; Fungi; Mucoromycota; Mucoromycetes; Mucorales; Mucoraceae. The coding region runs from base 1 to 6108 and encodes 2035 amino acids. The record is from RefSeq and is a predicted model, not a curated record. Gene Ontology annotation, molecular function: protein binding.